GGAAUUGCUUAAAAAAAGAGGACUCUGUUUUCUUAUAUUUUUAUACGUCAUUGAUUAUUUGCAGGUAAAGAAGAAACUGAAUUGUUAUAACUUUGUUUUAAAAAUAAAAUGGACAUUGUGCAAAUACUUGACACACAAAGAACAAGUUUAUUUACUGUCGAUGACUUAGAAGUUGAAAUUUUGCCGUUAAUAUAUGAAAUUAUUCGAAGUGUAGAAAAGGAUCCAUACGAUUCCAAUCAGAAAGUUAAAGAAUCUCAAGACACCAGUUAUAAAAUUGUCGAUUUACAAAAGAAGUUAGAUUCUGCAAGAGGGCAGGUUAAGAAACUACAAGGAGUUGAAUACAGUAAAGAAGACCAACUUCAAAAUUUAGAAAAUCUACGAAAUCAAUUAAAGCUAAAGAGGGAACUUCUGCUAAAAUAUCGUAAUAUGUGCAGUUUUGAUAUGUUUAAAAUUUAAUUAUUCAAACUAUAAAAGUUAAAUAUUCCAAAAUUCAAAAUGGUUUUAAGACAUUUUAUACGCAAUUUAAUUCACAAUGAAUAUAUUGUUAAUAAACUUGCUGAAUCUAAAUUCUUUAGAAGAAUUGCUCAAUUAUCAAUUGUUCUUUUUUAUCGAAUGAAAGGAAGUAAAGCUGCAGGACAAAUAAUGUCAGAUCCACAAAAAUUUAAACUUAAUUCAGAAGAAUUUCUUAAAAAAAUUUACGAUAAUUUACAGAAACAAUUAAAUGAUGCAAAACGAAAUGAAAAAAAAUAAACAAGCAUUGUAUGUUUCAAAGUUA
Messenger RNA from Leptopilina boulardi, 775 nucleotides. It is a transcript of the gene MED9, whose product is annotated as mediator of RNA polymerase II transcription subunit 9. The coding region runs from base 109 to 456 and encodes 115 amino acids. NCBI's taxonomy places the organism in Eukaryota, Metazoa, Arthropoda, Insecta, Hymenoptera, Figitidae. Gene Ontology annotation, cellular component: mediator complex. The transcript is spliced from 3 exons. Gene Ontology annotation, molecular function: transcription coregulator activity. Gene Ontology annotation, biological process: regulation of transcription by RNA polymerase II. The record is from RefSeq and is a predicted model, not a curated record.